Molecule: messenger RNA, 381 nt
Organism: Thelazia callipaeda (thelaziosis nematode)
Lineage: Eukaryota; Metazoa; Nematoda; Chromadorea; Rhabditida; Thelaziidae
Source: the annotation of a GenBank genome assembly
AUGUCUGCUGAUGAGUUAUUCACAUCUCAAACACGGCAGUACCGACUGUGUAAUUUAGAACUCUCAGAUGACGGUUCUUCUUCCGUAGUUAGUGAAUCAGAACCUGAAAAACGGCAAACCUUUUUCGUUAUGAUGGAAUGUAAAGAAUUGGCUGUUAUUUGGAAUUUGCUAUUAUCUAAAGAAUUGACAACAUUAAUAGUAUUAAUUGGUAUCCGAAGAAUAAGCAAUAAACUGCGGAAAAGGUCAUCAAAAACACCAACAAAAAACAAUAGUAUGUUGUGUGUUGGUAGUAAUGGAGCACAACAGCGAUCACAUAAUUCACCUUUACCAACUUAUCCAGUAAGCAUACGGCAGCAGCUGGCUAUAAUAAAACAGGUUUAA